AAAGAAUUUCGGUAAAAACUUAUUUGUUUCGCUUUAUAUACCUAGUAUGUGUUACACGAACGGAUACAUUUUGAUAAACGAAAAACGAUUCGUUGGACUGUCUCGUUGUAGCUGCGUCUCGACACUUUGAUGUGAACGUUUUACAUAAUAUUUUAAAGAAUAAACGUUGUAAGAUCCUACAGCCCCUGUAGGAUCGAUCGCCAAUAAUUGUGGUUUAAAGUCUUCCGAUUCUGGUCUGGUCGUUGUCAAAUGAUAACAAAACCCCGGAAGUGCUUUCCUACUUGCCAAGGAUUAUGUGAUUUUGUUGAUUUGUUUAUCGAUGGUCCUAACCGUUUGUGAUGAUGAACAAUAUAAUAAUAAAAAUAUUGCAACUUUUGAAAAGCCACCGUUGUUGUGUCUGUUGUAUUUGAUGCCACCGACUGAAAUUGGAAAAUUAAAUGAAUCCCAAGCUGUCAAUGUUGUAUGCCGGCCACUUUGUUAAUGCUACAAGUGGUUGUUUCUUCAUUGGUCUAAAAAUACAGAAAACAACCAUCCACACCAGUUUCCAGUCAAGAUCUUCAGUACGAUUCGAAUGAGGAACAAACUGCAAACCAAUUAUAUUCAUCAAAGUAAGUUUAAAUCCACGCUAUAACGGACAAUAAGGGUGCUCUCAAUAAAAAAGAACGUCAACGACGAUACAGGGAACUGCACCGAGAAGAACUCUAACAACGUGAAGCAGAAAGAAGGGAACGUCGGCAAAAUGUAGAGUCGAGUGCUAAUGAUUCGAAUUCAGAUAGUAUACAACCGUAUUUCAACAGCGAUCUGCAUCGAGACAAUACACAAUAUUUGGAAAUAACACAGAAUAUUAUUGAUAACGAUAUGACUGAACGCAUGGUUGUAAUUAAAUCAGAAGUCGACGACACAGCUAUAAAAGGCGAAUAUGUGGACCUUCUUUCUACUAAUGUUGGUGAAUCAAACCUCGAGACAUGUUUUAAAAUUGAAAAAUCUGAUGUCGAGGACAGUUCUGACUGGACCGUGUCAAUUCCAGAGCAUCUGUCUACUGGUGUUGGUGAAUCAAACCCUCAGACGGUUAUUAAAAUUGAAAAAUCUGAUGUCGAAGACAGUUCUCAUUGGACUGUUUCAAUUCCAGAGCAUCAUCUGUCUACUGGCGAGGCCGUAAAUAAAUCGGAAGUUGACCAAAUCGAUGAAGAUUGUUAUUUCAAACCUGAAUUUAAACUUGAAGCUGAUCAAGAUUUUACGGUUUUAAAGAACGAAUAUGUGGAUCCUUUUUCUACGGAUUCCGUUGAAUCGAACUGCGAUACAGCAAGUAUUAAAAUUGAAGAAACCGAAGUCGGGAACAUAUUUUCUGAUUUUACAUUUUCAAUUUCAGAGCCGCUGUCUACUGGUUUUACCUGUUUUUUGUGUAGUGUUGGCGAGUCAAACGUCGAGACAAAAAGUAUCGGAGCUAAAGAAGAAUCUGAAACCGGUUCUGUUACGGAAAAUCCGAGAAGACCGAAAAUAAUUCACACAGGAGAAAAGCGUUUUCAGUGCGAAUUGUGCCUGAAGACGUUUUCACAGUCUGGACAUCUGAAAACGCACAAAAUGACGCACACGGGCGAGAGGCCUUACCCGUGUGAAGUGUGUCCCAAGACGUUUACACGGCCUAGGUAUCUUGAAGCGCACAAAAUGACACACACGGGCGAGAGACCGUACCAGUGCGAGAUGUGCUCGAAGACGUUUACGAAAAAGGGUAUUUUAAAAGAGCACAAAAUGAUACACACGGGCGAGAAGCCGUUUAAAUGCGAAGUUUGCAGCAAGACGUUUUCACAAUCUGGACAUCUCAUAACACACAAAAAGACACACACGCCGGAGAGGCCUUUCCAGUGUGAAGUAUGCUUAAAGACGUUUCGUCUACCUGGGUAUCUUAAAACACACAAAAUGACACACACGGGCGAGAGACCGUUUCAAUGUGAAGUCUGCUCCAAGUCGUUUUUGGAAUCCGGAACGCUUAGUAGACACAAAAUGACACACACUACUGAAAGGCCUUUCGAAUGUACAGUAUGUUCGAAAACAUUUUCACUGUCUGGAACACUGAAAAGACACAAAAAAACGCACAAGAACGACGAUAGCCCUACUCGGUGACGAAUGUGCCUAAAAAGGUUUAAUUUCUUAAAAAAAUCUAAACACAUCAGUGACAUGCAGAUGAAUAAAACCCUUUUGAUUUGUUUGGCCCUUGUUUUUCUUCGCUUUACUUAACACUGUAUGGGAAUACGCUCUUUUUGAUUUUUUACGUUUUCUCCUUAUUUUCAACAUGUCCAAUUCUUCUUUUAUAUUUUGCAAUUGUUGUUGUAAUGUACACAAAUUAUUACUAUUAAGUUAUAUCAUUUUUUCGUCACCAAAGAAUACCCUUGACAAUUUUGUAAAUUUACCUAUAAUUCAUAUUCUACAUAUUGUAUAAUUUAUGAUUAUU
Messenger RNA from Adelges cooleyi (spruce gall adelgid), 2449 nucleotides. Its product is annotated as putative zinc finger protein 66. Gene Ontology annotation, molecular function: DNA-binding transcription activator activity, RNA polymerase II-specific; RNA polymerase II cis-regulatory region sequence-specific DNA binding. Bases 859 to 2121 code for a protein of 420 amino acids. Lineage: Eukaryota; Metazoa; Arthropoda; Insecta; Hemiptera; Adelgidae. Gene Ontology annotation, cellular component: nucleus. The record is from RefSeq and is a predicted model, not a curated record. The transcript has 12 exons. Gene Ontology annotation, biological process: regulation of transcription by RNA polymerase II.